Recurvomyces mirabilis is the source of this 1221-nucleotide messenger RNA. RefSeq names its product GPI mannosyltransferase 1 (gene GPI14). Gene Ontology annotation, molecular function: GPI mannosyltransferase activity; alpha-1,4-mannosyltransferase activity. Gene Ontology annotation, biological process: GPI anchor biosynthetic process. The transcript is spliced from 2 exons. The record is from RefSeq and is a predicted model, not a curated record. The coding region runs from base 1 to 1221 and encodes 406 amino acids. NCBI's taxonomy places the organism in Eukaryota, Fungi, Ascomycota, Dothideomycetes, Mycosphaerellales, Teratosphaeriaceae. Gene Ontology annotation, cellular component: glycosylphosphatidylinositol-mannosyltransferase I complex; membrane.
AUGAGAGCUUCUCUUGCCUUCGCGGCGGCGACCAUCCUACGGGCAGCUCUGCUAUACUUUGGCUACACAGACAUCGACUACCUGGUCUUCACAGAUGCCGCUCGCUUCCUCUCGCACAACAGGUCUCCUUAUGAUCGAGCGACAUACCGCUAUACACCACUACUGGCAUGGCUACUGUAUCCCACGACCUGGGGAGGUCUCUGGUUCGAGUUCGGCAAAGCACUCUUCUGCAUUGCAGAUAUCCUUACAGGCUGGCUUAUCAUCCUCAUCUUGCGGAAACGUAUGAGUCUCGACAAGGCCACGAAUUAUGCUUGCAUCUGGCUUCUCAACCCCAUCGUGGCCAGUAUAUCCGCCAGGGGAAGUUCUGAGGGCGUAAUAGCGUUGCUUACCAUCGCUUUGUUGUGGGCUACACUGGAACGGCGGAUUGGGAUUGCAGGUAUCCUGCUUGGAGUCGCUGUUCACUUCAAAAUUUACCCGUUCAUCUACGCCGCAAGCCUAUUUGUAUGGCUUGAUCGCAGUAAAGCUGGCAGUGUUCCAGUGGCACGAAAGGACCGAGAUCGACCACAAUGGCUGGAAAGUGCUCUGUCCUUCAUCAAUCGGCUGAGACUUCGACUAGCACUAUCCAGCUUUGUAACAUUCAUGGCGCUGAACUUCGUCAUGAUGCAAUACUAUGGUAUAUCGUUCCUCAAGCAUACAUUCCUAUACCACUUUACUCGCAUCGAUCAUCGCCACAACUUCUCGGUCUACAACACUGUUCUACACUACAAUUCUGCAUACCCUUGCGAGACUGCGCACCUCCGUAUCGAAUCGCUUGCUUUCCUACCGCAGCUCCUGCUCUCGGUCAUCAUCAUUCCACUAGCACUGGCAAGAAAGAAUCUGGCAGGCACCAUGCUUGCUCAGACCUUCGCUUUCGUCACCUUCAACAAGGUCUGCACCAGCCAGUACUUCCUCUGGUAUCUGGUAUUUCUGCCGGUCUACCUGCCAGACACGACCUUGCUCUGGGGACGCCGUGGCAUCGUCAUGCUGGUCGCGUGGGUGCUCGGUCAAGCUUUGUGGCUUCAGCAAGGCUACCGGCUGGAGUUCCUAGGCAUAUCGAGCUUCGCGCCUGCUCUUUGGGUUGCGAGUAUCGCCUUCUUCCUGGCAAACUGCUGGAUCUUGUACGAGAUAGUCAUUGAUAUCGGUCGUGGUGGGAACGCCACCCGCCAAGUUAAAGUCGCUUGA